CUUGAGACAGAGCAAUGGAAUCCUGGCAUGCGGUCUAGACUCACGAAAACGGCGCUGACAACUGUGGCGUGAAGUCUGACACCUUCGUUUAGCGGUCAUUUGAGGUGCUUACAUUAGAGUUGAAUGUGUAAGGUGGUCUGUCGAGUGUGUUGCUUGUUGGCAGUUCGAUUCGUCACAGUCCAGGCACUCGGUGCAGGGUGCAGGGUGCAGGGUGAGACAGCAAAAUGCCACGGUGAGACUGUCAUUUAUCUGCAUGAUUCAAAGAAGGAGCGCAGUGGAAGGCUAAAACCGUGCCAAGUUGACGGGACUCAAGUAAGCGUCAUCCACAAUCUCAAGAUUCAGCUAUUUUUGAGAAAUGUACAUGUAGGUAAUUAAGGUAGUCAAGACUAUUCACCCU
Messenger RNA from Colletotrichum godetiae, 397 nucleotides. RefSeq lists its product as uncharacterized. Lineage: Eukaryota; Fungi; Ascomycota; Sordariomycetes; Glomerellales; Glomerellaceae. The record is from RefSeq and is a predicted model, not a curated record. The transcript has a single exon. The coding region runs from base 124 to 375 and encodes 83 amino acids.